GAUCUAUGCGGCGGAAGCCACGUGCAAUGUUUGACAAGUAGGUCAAGAAAACUUAACAGGUGAAAGUAGAGUAGUUGGGUGACGAAAUGGAGGUAUUUCGGAUGGUGGAACUGGGAACGGAGAUCGUCACCUAUCUGAUGAUGAUAAGUGGCAUACCAGCAUGUAUAGCAGUUUACAAAUCCAAGGACCCCAACAAGAUGAACUAUGUCUUCUGUCUAUUAGGACUAUUAAAUGCCUUUGCUGGGAUUGUGUAUGGACAACUACUUCAAAAUAAUUCCCUGAUUACCAUUAACUGGGUGUGUGCUGUCUUCCAAGCUGUGUUUGUUUUAACCAUCAUUCUUGUCAGCCAACCGAAGAGUAAACCUAUGACUCAGGCCACUAUGGCGGGACUAGGACUUCUGACGUUUUAUCAGUAUCUCAUCCAUGUUGUUGUCCAUGAGAAAGCCAUUCUUAAUAUGCUUGGAAUGUUCAUGUUUGCCGUUGCAACUAUUACUUGGGCGACACCAGCCUUGGAAAUUAGAGAAUGUAUGAAAAAGCAGAGUUCAGCAGACAUAUCUAUUUCCAUGCUGAUUGGUGGAAUUGCUUGUGCUUCGAUGUGGCUAGUCUAUGGCCUUAUGUUGGAUGACUUUUUUAUUUAUUCACCAAAUGUAAUUGGAUUAACAACCAGCGCUGGCAAAGUGAUGUGCUUAAUGAAGUAUAGCUCCAAGAAAAAGGCUGCAUAGCAACGAAAACUGUCUUUGAUAUUACCAAUAUUUACAAUGUAUUCUACAAAAGGUCAGAUGUGCCUUCCAUAUUUAUUAAUACUCUGUGAUUUGAUAUUUAUUAAUUAAGCUAGGAUUGUAUAUGUAUACCUGUAUCUAUAGUUUAAUUACAAGUGACCUGUGAUUGUUGAUUUUAACUUUCCUCCGAGGUGCUUUAUUGUAUAAUUUUCAUGAUGGUACUUUAUUGUAUGUUUAUUGGUAUUAUAUUUGCUCUGGUUUUUUUUGUUUGUUUGCUAGUUACAAUUUUUAUGGAGGGUUAUAAACACUAUCUUAUAAGAACAGUAGUCAAUCAGUCCAGUGGGUUUUGAACCAUAAAGUAGUAGCAUAGCUGGUAAAGUCAUGAAAUGACAAGGAGGAAGAGAGUAGUGAAGGGUGGGGUAUUAAAAAGAAAUGCUGGGUACAGGGACAUUUUUGCCCUGUAUUAUUUUUGCCCAUACAAAUUGGAAUAUGAUUUCACCCAGAUUCGAAUUAGCUAAAAGUUGUUUAUAGCCACUUCUUUAAAAUAAUGACCAUUUAGGAUAAAAGUGAAAAUUUACCCUGCAUACAAUAAAACAAACAUUGCUAGCUGGAGAAAUUCAGGUAUGGAAUAUGAGUAGAUACUGCAUGAAAUUGCUACUCUCUAAGUAUUCAUCUGAUCACUGGUUUAAUGUGGUCUGCAAGCCCAAUGAAAAUUUUACUGAUGAUGGGGUACAGGGCUAGCAUUAUGUGUUGAACCCUAUACAGUGAUGAUGUUGUUCAUUACAAUACACAGUAAGACUGGAGAUACACUGCACUAUAUUUAUGUACUACCACAUGUACUGCAAUUAAACUAACUUCCAUCACAACAAACCAGAUUGUUAAUCUGUAGCAAACAUUUCGUGAAUUUCACUAUUGACUGAUUUCGCUUUAGAUUGAUGUAUAUAAAUCAUCUUGAGGAUGAUGAACCUAAUUUGAGUUUUGAAGUUCAGUACGGAAACCUGCACAUGUAUCAAAAUAAGAUUUUUAUGGCAACUUAUUUAUAUAUGUAGAUUUUACUCUACAUAUUGAAAUAUUUGUUUUUAUCAUAUAUAUAUAUAUAUAUAUAUAUAUAUAUAUAUAUAUAUAUAAAGGUUCUGUCUUUCUUAAGACGAUGACUGUUAUUUUUCACAACUUCAGAUUACAGUGAAAAAGUUCACAGUACAUUAUUUUUGUAAAUUAAAGACUUUCAUCUACAUGUUAUCACCAAGGAUUGUUGAAAUAAAUCCAAAAUGCUGUCUAUAUUUUAUUGGGAUUAAAUUUAAAGCAUAGGUACAGAUAUUUACAUACACAUAUAUAUAUAUAUGAUCAUUUUCUUUAGAUUUUAUAGGUUAAUUGAAAUGUUACCACCGUUUUAUCUCAAAAUAUUAUAUCCCUAAUAUAUAAUGAAUAUUUGUAUGUAUUCUUUUUUUACUUCAAUGUAAUUUUUAUUCCUGUCAUUCACAUUGAUUUUUUUAAGUUUUAAGGUGUUUAAUGUAAUUUUUCAUCCAACGUAUUUAAUUAUUACAAGCACAGGCAUUCCUACCAGUGCAAUUUGAUGCAAAUCAAAUGUAUCAUUACAAGAAUGUUUGUUUCCGUUUGACAAUUGUUGAGCUUUUUAUCGAUAGGAAAAUGUUUACGCAUGACCAGAUACUAGCAAUUGAUCACCUUAUCUACCCCAAUACAAGACAGUGAUCGAAUAGAGAUCACCCUAGAUCCGAUGUUUAUAAAUCUGAUUAUGGAAUAAUGUAAGAAUACAUGCAUUCACUCCGAGAUACUGAAGAUUGGAGACAAAUUAAGUUUAUGUCUGUAAUUCUGUUUGUCAGCAAUUUUGGUCUUGGUCAUUACUAUUAUGCAAGAUAGAAGCCUUGUACUUGCAUGGAGAACUGAAAAGUCAAGGUCAAAGUUAUGACAAAUCAAGGUCAAAUUUGCCACAAUUGGGAGCAUUUUCUUAAAUUUCAAAGUUAAAAAAGUCUGCAAAAUUUUUUGCAUGUUUCCUUUGUUCAGCCAUAUACAGAAUGGAAAGAUGUCGAGUUCAAGUGAAAUGUCAUCGAUGUUUCUAUCUAAGUAUGAUGUCCAUUUUCAUUGCUUACGUAGUUUGUUGAUUUUAACUUGAAUCUAUUGGUCACUAGGUAACUGUGCUUUACUCACUGGAGUUCUUUAAAUCGGCGUGUCAUCCAUCUGUCGUUGUACACAAUUUUUUACCAUGCUUUGUUACUUUAGGUAAGAAUAACUUGAUUUCACUUGUAAAACACAAUUGAUUGGUUCAUUAGACUUGAUCAACAUUCAUUGUAUUGUAUAAACAAAGUUGCUGAUGUCUUAGGAUUGAUGUCGUAAUGCAUGUGGCUCCUCCCAUUUUCAUUUUGUUGCUACAACGAUACUGGUCUGCAUCAAAAGAAAUUCCUAUUUUCUUUAAAAUUGUUUAUCAAAUUACAUCGAAUCCGUUUUUCUAAACUGAAUGAUAAGGAUUGAAAGUAAGUUGGGACAGUUUACGGUCUAUGGAAGUGAUAUAUAAUGUUUAAACUGCCUCAGCUUACUGUUUAUCAUAUGAAACGUGUAAAUAUUGACUUGUACAAUUAAAGUAAUAUAUAUCAGCAGAUGCAAUAUUGUGUAUGAGCAUUGUGGAAUGCAAAAAUAAAAAAAUCCCAAAACUACAGCUAAUACAAUAGAUUAUACAGUAAUUGAUUACAAAACUUAAUCUGUAUAAAACUGGUAUUACCGUAAUGUUUUGUAUAGUUUCUAUGUACGACUGUUUUAGGAAUGUAUAAGGAUACAUUGUAUGGAAAUGUCUGUCAGUUUGUCCAAAGUUUACUGCUUUUUGCUUUUAAAUACGGGUAUCAUGGAUGAUGAUGCAAAGCCUUGACUUUUUACUUGCCAGUAUGUAAUUUGAAUCUACAAGUGGAGUUUAAAUUUGUACCGAGUGUGAACAAUUUUUAACUUUUAAGCAAUUUUUCCCCAUCAAUUCCACUGAUAUUAAAUGUGCAGUAAUGUAUUAUUUAUGCACUGAAUGGCAGGCUUGUUGUUGAUGAUGGGCAUUAAUAUUUUGUAAUGUUGCAUUAUAGACACUUGCUACAAAGUAUUCUGCUUCCUUUGGAAGAGUUCCAUUUUUAACUCACCUGAGUCAAGGCACUUGGAAUGGAAGUCCCACAUUACAGAAAGUGAAAGGUGACAUCUCCUUAUGAGUUAUAUAUUUUAACGGGAUCUUCAACUACUCAAUCUGUCUCAUGGGGGUGGGGUGGGGUUAUAAAAAAUACAUUUGAAACAAAACAAGUACUAUGAUAUAUUAAAUUCUAUCUGCAAUGUAAAAUUAUAUGUACAGACAACAAGCGAUUACUGCUUUAUAAAGGGGAGACAUGUAGUCCACUAAAACUGUUCCUCCUAGUUAUAUUUAUAUGUAGAAUAGACUAUUAGAUUAUAUUUUCUUAAAUAGUAAUUGAUACACAACUUACAGAUAGCAACCGAAUACUUCAUUUUAUACCAGGAGUAUAUCCAAUAAUUAAAUGCUAAAAUGUACACCGUAUUGAUGGGGAAGAAUGUAAUUGGGCAAAGGCGUACCUGUAGUAACUUGUGAAAUUUAUAAUAAUGCUUUAAGAAUUGCAUCCAUUUGUUAUACUACUGUUAAUUUCAAACUAUUCAUAGUCCUGUUUGUUUCAAUAUGAUUGUUUCAGAGAUAACUUGUGAUGAUUUAUGAAAAAAGCAAUAAAUUUUAAAAUCAUG
Messenger RNA from Ostrea edulis (European flat oyster), 4451 nucleotides. RefSeq lists its product as uncharacterized. The record is from RefSeq and is a predicted model, not a curated record. Gene Ontology annotation, cellular component: membrane. Lineage: Eukaryota; Metazoa; Mollusca; Bivalvia; Ostreida; Ostreidae. The transcript is spliced from 6 exons. Gene Ontology annotation, molecular function: sugar transmembrane transporter activity. Gene Ontology annotation, biological process: carbohydrate transport. The coding region runs from base 87 to 722 and encodes 211 amino acids.